Ooceraea biroi (clonal raider ant) is the source of this 3067-nucleotide messenger RNA. Its product is annotated as protein PRY1. Lineage: Eukaryota; Metazoa; Arthropoda; Insecta; Hymenoptera; Formicidae. Gene Ontology annotation, cellular component: extracellular region. The record is from RefSeq and is a predicted model, not a curated record.
ACGGUCGAUAGGAGGAGGCCACGUAGUGUAACCACGGUGGUUGCAGCGACUUGCAGUGACGAACGCGACGCCACCGCGUGGCACACGAAACUCACCCCCUGGCGCCACGAGCCACUUCAUGCAUUUCUCCCCUCUCGACCUUGAGACCAGCUCGUUCAUUCCGCUUGUGGAUGCCGAAGAGGUCCGCGGUCGUGUGAACGAAACGCGUUACAGUGCAUUUCGGACCAUCUGCUCCAAAGAGUCACCGUAAAACCUCCACUGGAGAGUUUCGUGUGUUGGUGCAGAAUAAUUUCCGCAUGGAAAACAUAUAUUCCCGUGUUUUUUGUACGAUUGUGUCAACCGAGGACUUCCGCAAAUAGCUGUUGACUGAAAGUUUCUGCGGAGGUCUUUGAUAAUCUUGCCUUUGCAAGAUGGACCUUGCUUAUUGUCGGCCCCUUAAGCAUAAUAGCUGUCUCGGGACUUGACGCGUUUACGCGAGUUUCUAAGGCCUAUUACCCGUGAAUCUGGGAAACAAAGGCAUCCGCGUUGUGUAGAGAAUCUUUAACGAUCGCCGGAGAAAUCGGAAACGGCCGAUUCGCGACAGUCACGUGAAUCUUUUUACAUUCGCUAGUCGACGGUUGCGAAAUCACGGCUGAAAGGGUUCGCACAGAUCGUUCGUCGGUCAUUCCCGAGUUUCCCCAUGUGGAACCGUGACACAUACCGUGACACAAAGGCCGAAACAAAAAGACGCUGACAGAAUCGGCGAAACAAAUACAGGGAAGAAGAUAAAUAGACUUGUACGAAUACUAGUCAAUUAUAAAGUCCACGAAAACAGAAGCGAUCAUUAUUGUCACGACAUUGGACGUUGACGAGAAAGCUGUUUACGUAUCAAAGCCGGCAUUGUGGUAGCGGCACACUACAGCGAAUUCAUCUCACGAAUUCUCGAAUCGUGACACAAGGAACCAUCGAUCUUGAGUAAAGGCACGUUCCUCCUCGUUCACGUUACCAGACCGUUUAACAAUAAACAAUCCAUUCUGAGGACGCAUCGGUAUCGACGCGUGUGGACUGCAAAGUGCAAUUCAAGGGUGGAGGAUCAAAACGUGGGCGUCCGACGAGUAUCGAUCGACCUGUAUCUUGAAGAGGAUGCUCCCUUCGGGCUCGUAGCAGCAGAAUUCGUAUCAUAGUUGUCACGUGCUGUAAGGAACGCGAGAACGGACUAACAGCAAAGGGAGGGACGUGCUGACGGACCGACGGAGGGCGGGAGAAGAGGAGAGACGUCUUCCGGCAGACGACGCCGCGACGCGGUCAUGGAAAAUCGAUUCGCCGGCGACCACCACCCCGUUACAACCACCCGCCGCAGUGCAAUGACCUCCAAACCGGGAAGAUCUUAUAGCGUGAGGUCUCCGCGAAUCGGAGGUCCUCUUUCGCAAUCGCUAGCUAUGAUCCCUCCGACCAUGCACGGGCACGAGUUCAAUCAACCCUUGUCGAGGGUGGUCAUGGUGCGUAAAACAGAUCAAAGGACUUUCAGCAAGGGAAGACGGGGCGGUGAACCUCUUCUGGAAACUGUUACCAGGGAAACCGUCGAACUCUUCAGUGGUGGCCGAGCUGAAAGGAAGUAUACUUCCGAAACGAGGGACAUUGUUACCCCAAAAUCAAACAGUAUGCCGUCGCUGAACGUGCACGGAACGAAAAAGAAGGUGGUCGGUUUUGUCGAUCAAGUGUCGCCCGACAGGUCGAGGACAGACUCGGUUAGAUCAAAGUCCCCGUUGACGGCUUCGCCAGCGUCGCCAGGUCCAUUGUCGAAUUCCUUGCACGGAAGUUUCCAUGGAAGUCUAGGAAGCGAUGGCAUGUCCUGCAGUAGCGCCAGAUCAUCUUCAGCCUCUCCCGAUUCUGCGAGAUAUUCAUCUUCACAGAUAACAAAGACUGACACGCGUAAACCGUCUGUGCGCAGAUCAGGGCCGCCAAAGGAAUUCAUCAACGUCUGUCUCGACACGCACAAUUUCUAUCGAUCGCGGCACGGAGCACCACCAUUACGACUCAGCAAGCAGCUGUGCAAGACAAGUCAAGACUGGGCCAAUAUACUGGCAGCUAGGGGUAGACUAGAACACAGGGCAAACAUUGACUAUGGAGAGAAUCUCUAUUGUAUGUGGAGCUCUAAUCCAAAAACUAUCGUUGGUGGCGAAGAGCCAGUAAAUGAAUGGUAUGCCGAAGAGGCUCAACAUCAAUAUGGAAAGGAACCUACGACACUGAAGACUGGGCAUUUCACGCAGGUGAUUUGGAGGGACAGUACUGAGUUGGGAGUAGGAAUGGCUAGGAAUCGAAACGGCGAGGUUUACGUUGUAUGCAAUUACAAUCCCGCUGGAAAUUUCCUAGGCAGUUUUACGGAGAACGUUCUACCACCCGUGGAUGCCAGUCCUUCGAAACGAAUUCAUUUUACCGAUUUGAAACAACAGUACGCAAUAGACGAGCAAGCGUGGCAGCAAGAGGCAUUAUUGGUUCACAACGAGUACAGAAGGAAACAUCGUGUACCGGAUUUGAGAUUGAGUCCGGAAUUAACAGCCGCUGCUAAAGCCUGGGCAAACACGUUGCUAAACACAAAUAAACUGAUACCUCAGUCGUCAUCUCCGUACGGCGAAAAUAUUUAUUCGAUGCAGAGUUCCGAUCCCAAGCUGAUCGUCUCGGCACGUGAAGUCAUUUCGAAGUGGUAUUCUGAGAGAAAAGAGCACAAAUUUGGCGUCGAGCCGAAAGUUCUAAACACAUGUCACUUCACGCAAGUUGUCUGGAAAAACACGACCGAAAUGGGCAUUGCUAUGGCAAAGCGGGAUGGUACAUGCGUCAUAGUGGCGUGUUACCAUCCAAGGGGUAAUAUAGUCGGACAAUUCACCGAGAACGUAUUAAAACCCGUAAAAAACGCCUGUUAGCCGGUCACGAACUCAUUCCUCUGUCGAUAUAUAAUAUAUAAAAGUGUAUUUAAACUCUGUAUUUAUAUCGUGAAGAUACUCGACGUUACGCGUAACAUAUGUAAUGUAUAUACGACACUUGUGCAUACACGUAGAAUAAACAUUCCACGUACACGUAUUUAUAACUA